Gryllus bimaculatus (two-spotted cricket) is the source of this 1588-nucleotide messenger RNA. The record is from the annotation of a GenBank genome assembly. Lineage: Eukaryota; Metazoa; Arthropoda; Insecta; Orthoptera; Gryllidae.
AUGAAGGUACACCGAUAUGAAAUUCACCGCUGUAAUCUGAAGCCGAGUACACCAACAGGUGUAUUCAUUUGUACUGAGGGUACAUCUCAUCGACGCAAAGCACUUCUGCGCCAGAUCGCUGCAGGGGCAGCAUGGGGUCUGGCCAGUCGACUUCGGGUGGACCCUCGUGGCUCGCAACCUUCCUGAGUACUCCUCAUACGUGGGCAUGGCUCCACAUCGACCCCAUUGACGCCCUACUCGCCAACAUAAUGCGCCUCGAAGUUGGCGACCUACUCCAUGACCUGGUAGUGGACGACGCCAUGGAUGACAUCCAAGACGACCUCAUGGACGAAGACACGGCAGGCUCCUCAUCAGAUGAAGAGGACGGCCCCAACAUGCUGGAAUACGAGCCAGAGGAGGAGUUAGACCAAAGGGAUGUCGAAUUGCACGAUUUUAUCGGACAAGAAAUGACACGAGCUGCGCGCAUGUUCAGGCUGAAGCUUUUGGUGGUGUGCGUUCUGAUGUGCACGAACCUCGGGAAAGACUUUUCCCAAGAUCCCAACCCCUCUUUCUCGGACCUGAUGGGCUGGACGAGGCCUAAAAAGGAAGUGGACCCGUCUCCUUUUUAUACGUCGCGAAUACCGCGUCUUUUUGGGACUUUAGAGCCGAUGGGAGAUCUGUCGCAAUAUUUCCCAGACUUAGUGUGCAAACCGGAGUACCCGGUGUUGUUUGGGUAUCCGCCGAUCGUAUGCUAUGAAGUGAAUUCGACGACCGACCCCUUGUAUAAUGGCACAGCUUCAACCGGAAAUUCUUCUUUUCUGAAAACCUAUGAUGAGCCAAUAUCGGAUUAUAUUCCACCUGCCAUCGAGCCAUUCCGUCGCCGCAUGUCUCACGCAAAGAAUCAACCGAGGAAGAGACUGAUAGUGGUGCAUGUUCAUGCCACCUAUCGUAGAAAUACCACGCGUCAUGUGAAAGAUGAACAUCUCCACUUAUAGCAUAUGUUAAAUAAGUGAGAAAGUACCCUUUGGAAGUUAAUGGCUACCACUGGGUUCACAUCUUAAACUAAAAACUACUGUCUUGUCCAUUCCUCAACUAAAAUUUUCCAUAAUAAACUUACAGCUAACCUACCCUAUUACUAUUCAUAUUAAAAAUCUGUACACGUAAUCCACGCAACUACUAACCGAUUUUUUAAUGUAUGAACUAAAUACGUCAUGAUGAACUAAUGCGUACAACUGGCUGGUACUAAUCUUGUUGAUCUCUAUACAUAUAUAUCAUGAUGAAUUAUGUAUCACGUAAUUACAAGUUAACAUAACCUAUGGUUGUUAGUUAACAUAACCUAUUGUUACUAGAUAUUCAACAGAACGUAAGACUUCUAACAGAUAACACUUUUUCCAUUAUAUGGAAACAUUCUAUCAAUGACUGAAAUAAUAUGCUUUUUGUUAAACAUCUCAUCAGUGUACUAAACUCUAUUUGUCGAUAAGUUUCAUGUUUGAGUUCCCGUAAGUUUUAGAUCUAAAAAUAACCAGGUGUUAAACCAAGAAAGGAACCACAUACCAAUGUAACUAAAAGAAACGCAAGUGAAUAAUAUGUAAUAUCUACCAAAUAAACC